AUGGUCAAACUUCUUCAGCUUGUCCCAUUGUUUCUUUCUGCCAUUCCUGUUACGAUUUUAGCGCGUCCUUAUGAAAAAGUUUUUCAUAUUGCCACGUUAAAUAAUCAUCAUAAAAAUAAAGAUGGUGUAUCAACUAUAUUUGAUGAAAUGAACACGGACGCUAGAAUAACGGGGGUAGAUGAAGAUGAAUUACGUUUAAUUCAAUUGGAUGAAGAUGAACCACCUAAAUGGAUGACUGUUGGUGAGCGUAUGGAUUUAUAUAGGAAAAAAACCAAGUUCAUGGAUAUCACGGAUUAUCCGGACUUGGGUGAUUCUUAUAAAGCUGCUGAAAGAACUAGACGACAAUUCCCUAUCCAACCGCAAUUCCAACAAGAAGUUGAAUCCUUCAUUAAUCAAUUGACUACAAAACAUAUGGAAGCGAAUUUGAGAAAAUUCACCUCAUUUCGCACCCGUUAUUAUCGUUCAAACACUGGCAAAGAAUCAUCCAACUGGCUUUAUAAGCAAAUACUCAGAAUAGUUGAAGAUGCAGAAGAUGAUGUUGACGUUUCCGUGAGAAAAUUCAAGCACCCUUGGACGCAAAGCUCGAUAAUUGCUCGUUUUGAAGGUUCCGAUCCGCAGAAAGAAAAUGAAGUUGUCAUUGUAUCUGCACAUCAAGAUUCAGUAAACAUGUGGAUUCCAUCAUUUGGACGUUCUCCCGGAGCUGAUGACGAUGGUAGCGGUACUGUCACUAUCUUGGAAGCAUUCAGAGUUUUGGUUGAAAACGGUUUUAAACCCGUACGACCGGUUGAGUUCCAUUGGUACUCGGCUGAAGAAGCUGGUUUACUCGGAUCACAAGCCAUCGCUCAAGAUUAUGCAAAAGAAAAAAAAGAUGUUGUUGCCAUGUUACAGAAUGACAUGACUGGCUAUGUUGGCAAUAAACCUGAAACUUUCGGCGUCAUUGUGGAUUAUGUUGACUCUGACUUGACUAUCUUUGUAAAGUCUCUUAUCGAGGAGUACGCCGCAAUCCCAUACGUUGAUACCAAAUGCGGGUAUGCAUGCUCGGAUCAUGCAUCAUGGAGAAAGGCGGGUUAUCCAUCAGCCUUUACUAUCGAAACCGAUUUUAAAGAUAGUAAUCCAUACAUUCACACAUCCAACGACGUCAUCGAAAAUCUUGAUUUCAAUCAUAUGCUCGAAUUCGCCAAAUUGUCUGUAAGUUUCGCCGUAGAAUUGAGCUAUUCGAAUUAG
Messenger RNA from Ambispora leptoticha, 1224 nucleotides. The record is from the annotation of a GenBank genome assembly. Lineage: Eukaryota; Fungi; Glomeromycota; Glomeromycetes; Archaeosporales; Ambisporaceae.